Messenger RNA from Anopheles coustani, 1158 nucleotides. RefSeq names its product lipase 3-like. The record is from RefSeq and is a predicted model, not a curated record. Bases 1 to 1158 code for a protein of 385 amino acids. NCBI's taxonomy places the organism in Eukaryota, Metazoa, Arthropoda, Insecta, Diptera, Culicidae. Gene Ontology annotation, molecular function: hydrolase activity, acting on ester bonds. The transcript is spliced from 2 exons.
AUGUAUAGCGGUCUUGAAGCCAAGUGGUCCAAUCCGCGGUAUGGCGACCUGCUGCAUCGUCAUUCGAUUGCCAAGCAUGGCUACCCGGUGGAGUUGCACAAAGUCACCACCUCCGAUGGGUACAUUCUUUCGCUGGCCAGAAUCCCCGGCGCUGCUGGAAAGCCCGUAGUACUCGUUCUACACGGGUUGCUCAGCUCGUCCGUUGACUGGACGGUUCAAGGUCCGGAAAAGUCGAUCUCGUUCAUCGCCGCCGACGCUGGGUUCGACGUGUGGUUGGGGAACGUGCGGGGCAACACCUUCUCGAAGGAACACGAAAAUCUUUCCGCUCGCGAUCGGGAAUUUUGGCGCUUCAGCUUCCACGAGAUCGGCAUGCGCGAUCUUCCCGCCAUGGUGGACUACGUUCUGGAGAGCACGUCCUCGGAGACAUUGCACUUCGUCGGGCACUCGCAGGGGUGCGCUGCGUUCCUAGUCCUAACCAGCAUGCGUCCGGAGUACAACGACAAGUUUGCCAGUGUGCAUCUGAUGGCUCCGGCGGCAUACAUCCACCAUGCGACCUCUCCCGCCCUAGAGUUGGCGUCCCGAAUCGACGAACUGGAGAUGUUCGCCAGGCUGACGCGCAGUUUCGAAAUCGGAGGACGUGGCGCAGGCUCCUCGAUGGAUCUGAUGUAUGCCGGCCAUAAGACAGGUCUCGUUCCGACGGAUCUCGUGCUGACCAACAUCUGGUACUUUGUCGGAGCGCACGACUCCAUCAAUCGGUCGCUGGUGGGUGAAAUACUGGCCAACACGCCCGCCGGCUGUUCCGUCUACCAGCUGCUCCACUUUGGCCAGAACUUUCUCGCCAAGUCGUUCCAAAUGUAUGACUACGGCGCGGAAGGCAACGAACAACGCUACCGGGCCAAAGUUCCGCCAGAAUAUCCGCUCCUUAAUGUGACCGCCCCGGUUACGUUGUACUACAGCGAAGGAGAUAUCUUUGUGCCGGCGCAGGACGUAGAGGAUUUGGCCGAUCGGUUGCCGAACGUAGUGCAGAAGUUCAAGAUUGGGUCACGCAAGUGGAACCACAUUGAUUUUCUGUUCCACUUCGGAGCACAUCGCUUGUAUCGGAUGGUUGUGGCUUCGUUCUGGAAUCAAACUGAUGGACAAUCGGGUGAAAGUGUUUGA